Messenger RNA from Nerophis lumbriciformis (worm pipefish), 4834 nucleotides. Its product is annotated as E3 ubiquitin-protein ligase RNF31-like. Gene Ontology annotation, molecular function: K63-linked polyubiquitin modification-dependent protein binding; K48-linked polyubiquitin modification-dependent protein binding; zinc ion binding. Gene Ontology annotation, biological process: regulation of DNA-templated transcription; protein linear polyubiquitination. Gene Ontology annotation, cellular component: LUBAC complex. NCBI's taxonomy places the organism in Eukaryota, Metazoa, Chordata, Actinopteri, Syngnathiformes, Syngnathidae. The record is from RefSeq and is a predicted model, not a curated record.
AGCCAAACCGGAAGUAUAGUAAAAAGCCCGACUUCCGUGUUCUUGUUGCCUUCACGCACAUCCGCCGCAUCAAAUCCAGUGGCAACAGCCUAUACUUGGCCCCCAGAUGGAGGAGGUCAAGAGGAGGGGCCAGGCUCUCCUCACCUCAGGCCAGGUCCAGGAUGUCCGGGCUGAGAUCCAGAAGCUGGCUGCCUUCUGCCUGCCUCUGUCCCAGAAGUACCAUCACAUCAAGGCGGAGACCAUGCUGAAGGAAAACGUGGCCGGUAGCAACAAAGCCGAGGUCUUGGAGUCGUUGGGCAGACUGGUGAAAGCUCUGAGCAUCCUGGAGAAGUACGGCUGCAACCUGACGAGCUCGGCCAGGCCCAAGUACUGGCGCAGCGUCAAGCACAACAACCCGGUUUUCAAAACGACAGUGGACGCUAUGCAGGGCGGCCGGCGAGUCCUCUUCCUUUACGGCUACACCAACAUGCAGCUGGACGGACUCAGUUUCCCCGAAGAAGUCACCGAACCGGAUCAGGAAAAAGUGUCCAUGGUGACGCUGGAGGUUAUGACUUUGCGUUCGGAGUUGGACAUGCUCAUUCAGGGGACACACCCUCACCAGGGACUCUUCAAAGACGUCGUCCCGUUUGUCGUCCGACAGGAUACGAUGGCCACCGAAGUGCACGCCAUCCCACCGAAAGGGGAGGGGCCUGCACGCAAGCCACCACCCGUGCUGCCUAAACCCAUACUAGGCCUCGGACACCCUCUGAAAAAAACAUGCUUGAGUCAGUGCCAUCUGUGUGGCGGCAGAACAGCUGUCCUUUGCCCCUCGUGUGACGGUCAAGCCUUUUGCGAGGAGUGUGACGACCGCUUUCACCGCCACCCUGCCAGGACCAACCACAAGCGAGACCGAGGACUGGAAGCCCCGCAGGACAUGUGUACCAUCUGCGGCGUGUCUCCCGUCCACGCUCAGUGCGCCACGUGUGUGCAGAGGUUGUGCGAGAAGUGCGACGGCCUCUUUCACUCGCACCCCGAGCGCAAAAGCCAUACCCGGACGGUUGUCACGCCCGCCCAGAAAACAAGCAGUGGGUCUUCAUCCGCGUGGACGUGCGUUCACUGCGCCACAGUCAACAAGCCGCCAGACGCCGUGUGCGUCACCUGCAAACGCGGCCCCGUGUCCCCCAACACAGAGUGGUGCUGCAAGAGCUGCACGGUCAUCAACCAAGGAAGCAGCGUCCUCUGCGAGGUGUGUGAGCGCCCCCGUCUGGCCCCUCGCCCGUCCAUCACCCCUGUGCCUGCAGGCCCGGCUCCUGCCUCCGGCAACGAAGCGCAGUGGACAUGUCAGGUCUGCACCUUCGUCAACGCCGUGUCCACGCCGACGUGUGAGAUGUGCAAGUCUACGGCGGACCCAGGCGGACAACCGUCGCCACCACUGAAGACCCCGCCCUCUGUAAAGCCCCAUCAAGCCCCACAUGGCUCGAAGCCUGUGCCGAAGCCCAGGGCGUCAUUGGCGCUGAAGAAGCAGGACCGCAUGCGGGAAGACGGACGCAAGCUCAUCUGCCAGAUCAGAGAGGCAGAGAAGCGAGGCAUCAGUCCUGAGGAAGUGUUCGCCGCGCUGCGCGUGUGCAAGGGCACCAGCGUCGACCUGUGCGACUGGCAGGAGUCAGAACUGCCGCACCUGCUGGACGAAAUCUGCGCCAUGGCCAACUCGGUCCACGCCAGCGUCGCCGGUGCCGACGAGGAGGGUGUCAGGCUGUCCCGAGCCGAGGCCAAGCUGGCCUGGCUGGCGACAGGCGGCGACAUCGAGUGGGCGGCGAGACAACUGCUGAGAGACCGACAAGUUAAGAUGAGGGAGCUUCAGUCCCUGGGCUUCAGGGACGUAUCGCAGUGCGAGGAGGCCCUGCGUCAGAGCGGCGGCGACUUGAAGGGCGCCCUGUCCAUACUGCAGCGCCCCCUCCUGGACCCCUUCCACCUGCACAUGUGGAGCGAGCAGCCCGAGCCGCCAAUCGACCCCAAACACCCCGACAAAGAGAGGAUGUGCCGCCGUCUCCUGGCGCUGUACGACCUGCCCAGCUGGGGGCGCUGCGAGCUCACCCUGUCGCUGCUGCAGGAGCCCGACGUGUCGUACACCCUGGAGGAUGUGGUGGAAGCCGUGAAGGAGUCACACGACCGCGACUUCAUCAGGCGCGUCCUCAACAACGAGUGUCCGUGCUGCCUCAGCGUCUUCCCGCACAGCAAGAUGCGCUCGCUGACCUCGUGCCAGUGCGCCGUGUGCCAGGAGUGCUUCACGCAGCACUUCACCAUCACCGUGCGGGACAAACACAUCCGGGACAUGGUGUGUCCCAUCUGCCGCGAGCCGGACAUCAACGACCCCGAGCAGCUGGACAGCUACUUCUCCACGCUGGACAUCCAGCUGAGGGAAUGUCUGACGGCUGACGUCUACGACCUCUUCCACAAAAAACUGACGGAGCACGCUCUGAUGAAGGACCCCAAGUUCCUGUGGUGCUGCCAUUGCACGUCAGGCUUCAUCAAUGAAGGCGAGCAGCUGAAAGUCACAUGUCCGACCUGCUGCAAGAGUUUCUGCGCUCAGUGCAAGAAACCUUGGGAGCCUCAGCACCAGGAUCUAACCUGUGGGCAGUUCCAGCAGUGGAAGAGGGACAAUGACCCGGAGUACCAGAAGCAGGGCCUGGCUGGCUACCUGAGAGACAACGGCAUCACCUGUCCUCACUGUCGCUUCCAGUACGCGCUGACAAAAGGCGGCUGCAUGCACUUCACCUGCUUCCAGUGCAGGUACCAGUUCUGCAGCGGCUGCAACAACCCCUACUACAAGAUGUGCUGCAGGACAGAGGAGUGCAGCUACACGGGCCUUCACGCCCACCAUCCUCGCGACUGCCUCUUCUACAUGCGGGACUGGGAGUCGGCCAGACUGCAAGCUCUGCUGCAAAGGAGUGGCGUGGACUUCAACACGGAGCCUUCCAAUGCACAGCAGACAGAUGCGUGCGGCGUGAUGGAGCAGAAAGACGAAGGAGGUCAGCAGAUCGAUUCCCCGUGUGGCGGCCAAUCUCAGCCUGGCCAGGCCGGACUCUGCGAGAAGCACUACAGAGAAUACCUGGUGAGUCUGAUUAACGCCCACUCCAUUGACCCCGCCCCUCUGUAUGACAACCACGACCUGGUCCGGGCCUGCGAGAGGUACCAGGUGGACACGCAGCGGGGAGAGGGCGAGGACGACGGCGCUUACCACGCUCGUCUGCUGAAGUGGAGGAGUUCAAGUACCUCGGAGUCUUGUUCACGAGUGGGGGAAGAGACAAGAUCACGGGUACAACAAAGAAGAAAGCUGCAGGUGGACAGCGGUAAAUAUCCCGGACUGGUUUGGGACAACGACGCCAAAACGAUGUUCCGCAUCCCGUGGAAGCACGCCGGCAAGCAGGACUUCCGGAAAGACGAGGACGCCGCUAUCUUUAAGGCCUGGGCCGAGUUCAAGGGAAAGACGUCAGACAACAACCCGGCGGUCUGGAAGACGCGAAUGCGCUGCGCCCUCAACAAAAGCCCCGAGUUCAGCGAGGUUCCCGAGCGGGCCCAGCUGGACAUCUCAGAGCCGUACAAAGUGUACCGCCUGGUGCCCCCCAGCCAGCAAAACAUGCGGAAGCCAAAGAGGAAAUGCCAAGAGAAAAGCAGCAAGAGGUUGAAGAGGAGGAGGAUGAGCAGCGAGACGGACAGUGAAGACAUGUCUGGGGUCAAAGAGUGGACGACGGAGGAUGUCAAAGCUGAGCCGGGUGGUGUCGGCGUCAUGGAGAGCGACCGUGUCCCGCAGGCGGACCACGCGGCGCAGCAGGACGGCGCACCGCAGGAAGGCGGCCUCAGUGAGAUCCAAUUGGAUGUCCGGAUUGAGGAGAGUGUCCCGCCUUUUCGGGAAGAUCAGGACUCCUUGCACGUGACCGUCUACUAUUUGGGCCAGGAAGUGCUCACCCGCCAGAUCCACGGCGACAACGUCCGCAUCCUCUACGCGCCGCCCUCGCCGGUGCCCCCCACGCCGGCCCCCGACAGCCGCUUCCCGCGCAUCCACCUGCCGGACCCUCCGUGCUCGCUGCUGGACAGCGAGCAGCUGCGGGCGCUGCGCGCCUUGCUGCCCUUCAUGGAGAAGGGCGUGGCGCUCAGCUCCACGACGCAGGGCGUCUACGGCCGGCGCUUCUGCCAGGGCCGCGUCUUCUGGACGGGGCCGCACACGUGCACGCCGGGACUGCACAAGAUGGAGAGGAACAUCGACCCGGUCCUGCUCUUCAGCAAAGACGCCUUCAAGCAGCAGUCGGAUGAAUUUCACUUGAGUGGCGGCGCCGCUCCUGACUGCAGCUUCUUUCUGUGCUUUGGAGAAGAACUGAGCAGCUCAGAAGAUCCCUCUAGUAAACUCAUCACUGUUAAGGUCACCUUGGUGCACGCUGAGGUCCAAACCGCUCGCGACUUCCUGGAGUCUUUACCUUUCCUGCAGGGCGAGAUCACGCUCGACCUGGUCCCCGUGCCAACAACACCCGAGCCCCCGCUCUGAAGGUUUUUUGUUUUUUUCCUUGCCAUAAAACCACACAAUUCUUCUUAAACACAUUUAAUCAAGUAAGGAGUCCAGUAGAACUAUGUAAUCACUCAUUUCAACUAGACAGGAAGAGAAUACACCACAAGUGUAAAAAGUAGCUGCUGUCAAAUGUUACCUACGUGAUGUCAGGUUGUCGCGUUGCUGUCCUAACCAGUGUGUGUGUGUGCGUGCGCAGCUUUAAGUGCGUCCUCAGGGCAGCACGAGUUACACUUUUACUGUUUGCUUGUAGUGUACACGGGGAAAACCAGCAAUAAAACCAUCUAUAAACUCUGA